This is a messenger RNA of Diabrotica virgifera virgifera (western corn rootworm), 16922 nucleotides long. RefSeq names its product fat-like cadherin-related tumor suppressor homolog. Gene Ontology annotation, biological process: homophilic cell-cell adhesion. Lineage: Eukaryota; Metazoa; Arthropoda; Insecta; Coleoptera; Chrysomelidae. Bases 1 to 10527 code for a protein of 3508 amino acids. The record is from RefSeq and is a predicted model, not a curated record. The transcript is spliced from 25 exons. Gene Ontology annotation, molecular function: cadherin binding; calcium ion binding. Gene Ontology annotation, cellular component: catenin complex; plasma membrane.
AUGGUCACCCAAAUAAUGACUCCUCUUUUAAUAAAACACUUGUACAAACUAGGUAUCAUUACGACAACAUCCAGAAAAUUGGAUAGAGAGGCCCAAGCGGAACACAUUUUGGAGAUACUGAUCAGCGACAAUGGUUCUCCACCGCUUACUUCUACCACCAGAGUUGUAGUAGGCGUAGAAGACAUCAAUGACAAUGUUCCCGAAUUCGAGCAAAUCUCAUAUGAAAUCCAAAUCCCGGCGGUUAAAAGCGAGACAGAUCAACCACUUUUCCAGAAAGACUCCCCCUUCAGUGAUAUAGAAGAGCUAGAUGACGCUCCUAGGGAGGAAGACGUUUGGGAAACUCAUGGUCCUUCGGAAUUUAUAGGUCUAAAUCGAGUUUUGAGGGUCUUGGCUUUUGACCGGGAUAUAGGACAGAACGCUCAAUUGAAUUACCACAUUAAAUCUGGAAAGGGUCGGACCAAAUUCAAAAUUGAUAACACCACCGGCAUCGUGUAUGCGCAAAAGACUCUUCUGGCAGGCGAAGAGUACGAGCUGAAUGUAAGAGUAACGGACAUGGGGGAACCGCCAAAACACAGCGUCUGCAAAGUCCUGGUCCGUACAGUACCCAUGCUGACCACCUCCAAGCACCCACCAAUCGUCAGGUCGCCCAUGGCCGUCAAGUUAACGGAAAGCGACGAAAUAGGUCUUCUGGUAGCUUCCAUCUCAGCCACCGAUCCGGAUAAUGAUACCCUUUGGUAUGACAUUGUUGAUGGCAACGAGAGAAAUGACUUCUUUAUUGGUCGAGACGUCGGGAAUAUCCUCAUCGCUCAACGGUUAGACUACGAAGUUCAGCACGAAUAUUCAUUAAACAUCAGUGUAACAGAUUCUGUGCACACUAUCUACACUCGACUCAAUAUUACCAUUCUUGAUAUCAACGACAACAGACCUACCUUUUCAGAAAACCUCUACAAAGUAGACAUAUCUGAAGCAGUGCCUUUGUAUACUGAAGUUCUGAAGCUGAAGGCUACCGAUAAGGAUUCCAACGAGAGUUUAAUAUACAGUUUCCAUUCUGCUGAGAACAUGAUAUCGCUACGUACUUUCAUGCUCAACCAGAUGACAGGUGUGAUCUCUCUAGCUGCCAGUUUGGACCGCGAAUCUCUUAACCAACAUAUUUUGACUGUCAUGGUCAAAGACGGCGGAAUACCAGCUAAGAAAAAUUUCGCGAGAGUCCAUAUUAUAGUUCACGAUCAUAACGACCACAUACCAACAUUUGCUGACAAGAUUUUAGUUGGGAAAGUGUUCGAAUCUUCAGCUGUGGGUAGCGCUGUCCUUCGAGCUUAUGCUGUUGACCACGACAGGGGCGAAAACGCUAGAAUUUCAUACUCCAUUAUCUCCGGUAAUGUCGGCAAUGUGUUCAGCAUUGAACCCGAGAUAGGUACCAUCACCAUAGCUCGAGAUUUGGAUCUAACCACAGUCAAAGAGUAUACGCUACAAAUUAAGGCUACAGACCAUGGUCAGCCACCUCUCUCAUCUACGGUGCCAGCACAUAUUAUGAUAACAAUGGCGGACAAUGCACCACCCAAAUUCGUAGCCAAAGAGCUAGCUGCAGAAAUAUAUGAAGACGUUCCUCUUGGAAGCUACGUAGCACAUUUGGACGUUAAGAGCACAUCUUCCUUGCAGUUUGAAAUAUUAUCAGGAAACAUCGACAGUGCUUUCGUUAUUAGCCCUAGUACUGGUGUUAUUACCACCAAUAAAUAUUUGGAUUAUGAGACUGUCAAAUACUACAAUUUAUCUGUGAUAGCAACUAACAUGGCAUCCAUUUCGGCGACUUGCAACAUCGUAAUCCACAUCUUAGACCGCAACGACAAUGUACCCGAAUUUUUACAGUCUCACUAUUAUGGAAUCAUCAGUGAAGCUGCACCCAUAAAAUCGUUGAUCCUCACCAACAAAAGUGAUCCUCUGGUAAUUAAAGCCUACGAUGCAGACUCUGAGGGCAACUCUUUGCUUGAGUAUACCAUUAUUGAAACUCUACCUAGAAAAUAUUUUGAGAUAGAUAGUAAUACUGGUGCAAUUAGGGUGAUAAAAUUAUUGGACCAUGAGACGUACGCUAGCUUUGCCUUUCAUGUACAAGUUUCUGAUCUAGGAACACCAAAAUUGUCUUCAGAUAACACAGCAAGAGUAGAUAUAGUAGUUCUGGAUGUUAAUGACUCUCCUCCAAUAUUCAAGAGCCCUAUUUAUAACGUAACAUUACUUUUACCACUAUACAGAAGCGUUGUAGUUAUUCAAGUAAAUGCUACAGAUCCAGAUGGACCAGAGACAGGUACUUUAAGGUACGAUAUAAUAGAAGGCAACAAGAUGGGUAUAUUUGAUAUUGAAUCAAAAACAGGAUUGAUUACUUUAGCAAAACCUGACAAUCUAAAACCUUCAUACAAGCUGCAUGUUAGAGUUUCUGAUGGAAAGUUCUCUAACGUUGCUAAAGUUUAUAUCAGAGUUGAUGAAUCCGACAAUUCAGGGCUAAUCUUCCAAAAAACCUUUUACGAAGGUACUGUUAUAGAAAACGCCACCAAAAUCCAUCCUGUUUGCGUCGUCAACGUCCUAGGCAGUUCCUUGAAUGAGCAUGUAGAGUUUCGAAUUCUAAACCCUACAGAUCUCUUUACCAUUGGUCCUACAUCAGGUGUCAUCAGAACAACUGGUCUCGAAUUUGACCGUGAGAUUCAAGACAAAUACGAGCUGAUAGUGGAAGCCAGAAGCAAUAUGCCACCAAGAGAUAAACCACGCGUCGCUCAUGUCAUAGUAAAUGUAACAGUUUUAGACAUAAACGACAAUUGCCCGAUGUUCGUCAAUCUUCCUUAUUACGCAGUUGUGUCAAUAGACGACGAGAAAGGUAGCACCAUCACGAAAGUACACGCCGUGGAUUUGGACGCAGCUGAGAACGGGGAAGUCCGAUACGAGCUAAUCAAAGGCCAUGGCGAACUCUUCAAGGUACAGAGGGAUUCAGGUAAUAUUGAGAUCAAACAAAACUUGGAGGGACACAAUAAGGAGUACGAGUUGUUGAUAGCGGCUUAUGAUAAAGGAAGUACACCAUGCCGAACAGACGUAACAGUUCACAUCAAGGUGAUCGACAGGUCUAUGCCAGUCUUCAAAAAGCAAUUUUACUCGGAGUCAAUUCCUGAAAACGUAGAGCUACAUUCGCCGCUCUCGAUCUCGAUCGAGGCCGAGUCGCCAUUAUCUCGGAAGUUGAUUUACAGUAUCGUCAAGGGCAACGAGAUGGAGCAGUUCGCUCUGGAUUUUAACACAGCCCCAGAUACUAACACAGGUCCCUGUGUCAUAUCUGUAGUUGAUGAGUUGGAUUACGAAGAACAAGCUCUAUUUGAACUCACCAUAAGAGCAACUGAUUCAGUUUCCGGUGUCUACGCAGAGGUUCCUGUUUCCAUAGUUCUUCAAGAUGUCAACGAUUGUCCUCCAGAGUUUACUGAAGAAAACUAUAACGUCUCAAUAUCAGAAGCAGCCCAGUUCGGUUCACCAGUACUGACUGUAUUGGCUCUUGAUAGCGAUACAGGUGUGAACAAAGAAAUAACUUACUCAAUAUCAAAGGAAGAUAGCAAAGACCACGAAUAUUUCUUCAUUGAUGAAAAUGAUGGAACAGUUUAUCUUAAGCAGUCACUGGAUCAUGAAGAGUCAAGCUUGCAUCAUUUCGUGGUCAUAGCCACCGAUAAAGGCAGUCCCAGUUUGUCUAGUACUGCUCACGUGUGGCUGAAAGUUAUGGACAUGAACGACAAUCCUCCCAAAUUCGAGCAGACCAGCUACUCUUGCGGUCUGUCGGUAAGCGCCAAACGAGACCAAUUCGUGACGGUCGUCAGAGCGAGCGACCUGGACGAGGUGGAUCGGAACAGUUUACGAUACUCAAUAGUAAACGGUAAUGAUCAUCAAACUUUCUCGAUGGAUCCAGAAACUGGAAUAAUAACUCUCACUAACUUGGCCAACUUCGGGUCGCAACACAUCAUGCUGCUGAACGUGUCUGUGUCGGACGGCGUUUAUACAACUUUUGCCAGAUUGAAAGUGGAACUAUUGCCCGCUAAUUUGCAUCCGCCCCAAUUCAGGGAUAUUAUCAGGGACGUACAGGUACCAGAGAACAGAUUACCAGGUUUUACUGUCACCAUAGUAAACGCCACCGACGAAGACAUGGGCGAGUUUGGAAUAAUUUCGUAUAAUAUCCACUCUCCUCUCCUCAGCGAGACCUUCUCCAUUGAGAAAUCUUCCGGAAAAAUAACAACAAAAACGAAACUAGAUAGAGAAAAACACAAAAUGUACGAAAUUCUAGUCAGUGCCACGGACGGAGGGGGACUCUCGGACUUCAUGACAGUGAGAGUAAAAGUUGGAGACGAAAAUGAUAACACUCCAAAGUUUUUGGUCAAAGAGUACAAAGUGAGCAUUCACUCUAACUUAACUACUAGUAGCAGCUUCGCUAAAAUAAAAGCAGUCGAUGAUGAUGAAGGAAUUAACGCAGAGUUAGUAUAUACCAUAUACGAGAAGAAGCAGUCCGAAGUUGGGAGCAUUUUCGCCAUUAAUCACAUUACUGGAGAGUUGUAUUUACUGAAGAAUGUGUACAACUCUGUUGGCAAAACUUUCCAGUUUUUCGUUAAAGCUAGCGACCGAGGACGACAAGAAAAACAUGCAGAAGUUCCUGUAAGCGUCCUCAUAAUGGGACCAAAGGACUUCCCUCCGAUAUUUGAACGAGAUGUAGGAAAGUUCUUCCUUUCUGAAAAUUCAGCCACAGGUACCGUUAUUACUCGACUGAAGAUGGUUUCCAACAUCUCCGUUAAUUUCCAAAUAAUAUCAGACUCUGAGGAUGAUCCGCAAUUCUCGAUUGAUUCCCAAGGGCAGAUUUCUUUGUCCAAACCGUUGAAUUUCGAGAUGCAGAGUUCCCAUUUCAUCGGAGUUUUGGCUCUAACUGAUUCUAGUCCGCCUUUAGUAGCAUUCGCUGAAAUAAUACUGCAAGUUCAAGACGAAAAUGAUCACGCCCCACAAUUUGAAACUUCGUUGUACCAUUUGAACUUGGCCGAGAAUGUUGAAGAAGGAAGAUCUGUUUUAAGAGUAAUCGCCCAUGACGAUGACCAAGGUAAUAACGGGGAAGUCCGUUAUAAUUUCGCUUCAGACAUAGGAGAUACGGCAAAUUUAUUCGCAAUAGACAGCCACACGGGAUGGAUAAGCGUUAUAGCCAAGCUGGACAAAGAAGUCAAAUCUGAAUACAAAUUUUUCGUAACAGCGACUGAUAACGGUUCUCCCAAACACUCUGCAAGAACUACAGUUUUAAUACGGCUUAAAGAUUAUAACGACAGUCCGACUACUUUCAGGGAAAGUUUCUACAAUAGCAGCGUUGACGAAGAUUCACUGCCUGGAACUGUCGUGCUGACUUUGGAAACUAACGACGCUGAUAUUGAUUUAUCCACUCCAGUUGAUUACUACAUAGUUUCUGGAGAUCCUAGUUCGAAUUUCCAGGUGAAACAAACUGGAGAGAUAUACGUUGCGAAACUUUUGGAUCGCGAGAAAAUUAGCGCGUAUACUUUGGAAGUCGUUGUUACUGAUGGCCUGUUUACCGAUAAAACGAAGAUUGAGGUCAACAUUGGAGAUGUUAAUGAUAAUCCACCAUACUGCCUAAAACACCGUUACAAGGAAAUCCUCUCAGAAGGCAUUUUCCCGGGGUCCUACGUCCUCACAGUUCUGGCCACGGAUCUUGACGGACCUGAACAUUCAAAAUUGCGAUACGUUCUAACCGGAAACGGAUCAGAAAUUUUCUCUUUAGAUAAAGAAACUGGUAUUUUGAAAACUGUGGCAUAUCUUGACCGAGAAAAGCAAUCUAAAUAUAUUCUGACAGCCCAUAUCCAUGACAAGGAAGUAGCUGUUUGGGAAUGCUCAUCUCAGAUAGAACUGACCAUUUCUGAUCUAAAUGACAAUGCUCCGUUGUUUUCUUUGCCGUAUUACUCGAUAACUUUACCGGAGGAUGUCGAAAUCGGUACAUUGGUGACCAAAAUCCACGCCUCCGAUGCAGAUGUCGGAAUGAACAGGAAAGUGAAAUAUUCGUUCUUGGACUCCUUCCACGAUCAUUUUAGAGUUGAACCUGACAGCGGUAUUGUAACGUUAUCUAAACCUUUAGAUAGAGAAAUCAAAGCUAUGUAUAAUCUAACUGUGCAGGCUACAGAUCAAGGCGCUCCUCAGCUAUCUAGUACCGUGCAUCUCAUUGUUAACGUUCAAGAUAUUAACGAUAAUCCCCCAGAAUUUGAAACAAAGUAUUACUUUGCCACAGUACCAGAAAUCGACAGUAUUGGUACCGAAGUAGUCAGAGUACUGGCUACAUCGAAAGAUAUUGGAGCCAAUGCUGAAGUUUAUUACUCGAUUAUUGGUGGUAACGAGCACAAGAAGUUUGCUGUACACAACAAAACGGGAGUUAUUACAAUAGCCGACAUUUUAGAUUUCGAAAGAGCUAGAGAUUACUUCUUGACGAUUCAAGCCAUAGAUGGAGGAAUUCCACCUUUGAGUAAUGUUGCUACUGUAAAUAUCACUGUAGUAGAUUGUAACGACAAUGCUCCUGUCUUCAAUCAAGCUUCGUACAGUGCCAGAAUCAGGGAAGAUGCUCAAAUUGGUGAUAAGAUCUUACAGGUUGUGGCUACGGAUCUGGACAGUGACAAAAACGGAGAAGUAACAUAUUCCAUAAUAAAAGGAAACAACCAAGGCCAGUUCGAUAUUGACGAAAAAUCUGGAUACGUUUUUGUCGCAUCAGAACUCGAUAGAGAAUCUGUCUCCAGCUACGUCUUGGAGAUAUUGGCCAAAGAUAAUGGUUUACCAGUUUUGUCCCGUCAGACAUUGCUCAAUAUUGAAAUUUCCGAUGCGAACGAUAACCCUCCCUUGUUUUCUCAAGCAAACUACAGUGUCAUUGUACAGGAGGACAAGCCUCUAGGAUAUUCGAUUCUAAAAUUCGAAGUUACAGAUGAUGACACUAUACCCAACACCGUUCCGUACACAUUCGACUUCCGUAGCGGGAACGAAGGUAACAGCUUCAGACUCGACCAAGAUGGUGUCUUGAGAACAGCAACAAAAUUCAACCACAAAAUAAGAGACACCUACUUGCUACAGAUACGAGUAUUCGACAAUGGUAGUCCACCCCUGUUUUCGGAUACCUGGGUGGUUGUGAAAGUAAUCGAAGAAUCGCAGUAUCCUCCAGUGAUCACUCCUCUUGAGAUCAAUAUUAAUAGCUAUCUGGAUGAGUACCCUGGUGGGAUUAUUGGACGAGUUCACGCGAAUGAUCAAGAUCAGUAUGAUACUUUAACCUUUUCUUUAUCUCCUACUCUUGGUAUUUCGUAUCCUACCCACGAAUUGUUUAGAAUCAAUAAGACGGAUGGCACCUUAUCAGCUUUACCAAGACUAGAUGUUGGGGACUAUCGGUUAAACGUCACAGUUACCGAUGGAAAGUUCUUUACACACGCAGUCAUUAAGAUCAAUAUCGAAAUAUUAUCAGAAAGAAUGCUAGAAAACGCUGUAGGAAUAAGGUUCAGAGAAGUACGACCAGAAACAUUUAUAUUAAGUCACCGAAAAGGUUUUGUAAGAGCUAUAAGAAACGCUUUGAACUGCAGAUUGAAGGAUGUUAUCAUAAUAAGCGUUCAACCCUCAUCUAACGAUGAUAUAAUUAGAGUAAAACGAUACAGCAACAAAGAUUUAGAUGUUCUCUUUACCGUUCACAAACCAGAUGAAGGUUAUUUCUCACCUGAAACAAUAAAGAAAGCUCUGAACGACAACCUACAAGAACUUGAAGAAAGUACCAAGCUAGUUGUAGAAGAAAUCGUAAGGUUUAAGUGUUCAAAUAAAUACUGCAUAUACGGCGUUUGUCAAGACCACUACGUGUUAGACACAACCUCGAUAGACCCCAUUUGUACAGACGUUACGAGUUUUGUAUCUCCCAAACAUCAACAAAAGAUGGAAUGUAUAUGUAAAGAAGGCUACGGCGGGGAUAAAUGUGAUGCUAUAGUAAACGAAUGUGCCAGACAACCUUGUGAGCCUUUCAAGCUUUGUGUACCCGAUGCUUCGCAGGUCGGUUAUUCUUGUCAAUGCCCAGAAGGUUACGCUGGAUCUACGUGUGAUAUCGACAUUUCCAAAUGUCAUGAAAACAACUGCUACAUCGCUCGAAAUCCCAUAUCGUUUAGUGGAAAAAGCUACUCACAGUACCGAAUUAUCAAUAAGAAGUCUAUCGAAGAUAAAUUUAGUUUGAGUCUGAGAAUACGAACUGUACAGCCCACUGGAAACCUCCUCUACGCUUCUGGAAAGAUAGAUUACAAUAUUUUAGAAAUCGUCAAUGGUAGGAUCCAAUUCCGUUAUGAAUUAGGCAGCGGAGAAGGCAUCGUUCGCAUUCCCAAUGUCUUCAUUUCAGACGGAAGCUGGCACGAAGUGAAACUCGAACGAGACAGAAACAACGCAAAAAUCAUCAUCGAUGGCAUUCACAAUGCUCAAGGCUCUGCACCCGGAGUCAGCGAAAUCCUCAACCUCCAAAGCGAUGAGUUGUACCUUGGAGCAGAAGUUCACCAACAUCCCACAGUUCUGGGCUUCGAAGAUAUCCAAAAAGGUUUCAUAGGGUGCAUGGAUGAUAUCAGACUAUCCCGUGUUUCAGUGCCUUUACAUAAAUCCGGGGAAAACUCAGUGGUUGUGUUAAAACGCUUCGCGAACGUGGAGUUUAGUUGCGAUACCGCCACGAUCUUAAUCCCACCCGGGCCUUGUGGAUCGCAACCGUGCAUGAACGGUGGUACUUGCAAAGAAAAUAAGAACGGAUACGAAUGUUCCUGCCACUCUAGAUUUACCGGAACUCUCUGCGAAAGAGACACGGAUCCAUGUGCAUCUUCGCCUUGUCUCUUCGGUGGCAAAUGCACACCAACAGUGACCGGAGACUUUACUUGUGAAUGCGUGUACAUGCUGAGCGGAAAGAGAUGCGAAUAUGGCAGAUAUUGUGCCCCGAACCCAUGCAAACACGGCGGAGUCUGCGAGGAAGGAGACGACGGGCCUCUUUGCAAAUGCAGGGCAUUUGCUGGAGAAUUUUGUGAGUUCGAUUUGAAUGAAUGUGAGUCGUCGCCGUGUCAGAAUAGCGGAUCUUGCAUCAACGAAUUCGGAUCUUUUCACUGCGCUUGCCCUCCGAAUGUUACAGGUCCUUACUGCGCGAACGUCAUCUACAACACACCGUUUUCUACUGCUUUCUACAACUUUACUUAUAAGGAGCUCGCCUUCCUCGGUGUCGGAUUCGUUGUUAUUUUAUUAAUAGCGAUAAUUAUCAUAGUGGUAUGUUGUAAAUACUUCUGUAAAUGUAAGAAGAAGCGUAACAUGAAUAACGAAAAUCUUAAGGACAAUAUAGUUCUUAACUCGAAUAGAGCACACGAGCUGUCUGAGUUUAAACGUGGUUCCAAAAUUAGCAACUUAGAAGUGAAUCAUCAAAGAGAGCCGGCUUGCCCACCCCGACCAGUGUCUUAUACCCCAAGCUCGCAAAACGAUCCCAUCUACAACAGCAACGCAGCUACAGUGAUGCUGAACAACCUAGACACGCUGCGCAGCUACGGAUCCGCUGGAGACGAGCUCGAGAACGUUCCUUCCGACUACGUCAGGCCGGACUACGUCAAAAACCUGAACCGAAACACCCCUCCAGGUUGCGUGAGCAACCACUAUGAUUCGGAAAAGUCUACAUUUGCCGAGCAGAUGCAUUUAGCUUCCUCUUUAACUGACAGAUCAAAGAUCAAAAAGGGCACCAAUAUUCCCGACUACAUUCGGGUGGCAGCUACGAAUAACUGUGAUAAUAUUACAAGACUGUACGGAGGCAGAAGCAACGGCACCAGUAACAUAAAGAGCAACGGUUCAGUCAGCGGAGACGAUCAACGGAACACUGGAAGUUAUCAUUGGGAUUGUUCAGAUUGGGCGAGGCACAGUCAGACGUUGCCCAACAUAACCGAGGUACCGGGUAGCGAAAUUCCCGACUCUUCCAGUUUUCACAGUAAUGAAAGCAACGAAUCCCACUAUCAUCCGCACUCUUCCUCGGUGUCGGGAUAUCACAUGGACCCUCGCAGAGACAUUGCCACGCUAAACGAAGAUAUCGAAACUGAAUACAAUGCGGACAACAUCUAUAGAAUGAAUCGAAUCAGCCCGAAUUUCAGCGCUAUCGAUAGCGGUAACGAAGAUUUUAGAUUCGCCACAGCCGAUAGUUAUACACGUCAUCCAAACUCUUACCUCCCAAGCCACGAAUACAACAUUCCCACUGAAGUCGACGAUUGCCUGCAGAGUCCUGAAGGAGAAUCGGACGACGUCGAACCCUACGGAUUCCCUAGUAAUAGAAAUAGAAGGAAAAACUGUGAUGAUGAUAUUGCUUCCGUAAUUACCACAUUAGAAGAAAGACAUUCCCUUCUCGGCUGCCCGAGCAUAAGCGAUCUCUCCACAAACCUUUGCGAAAUAGAAGAUUCAGAAAACGAGUCCGAGCACAAACCACUUAACAGCUAUCUAGGAGGCGUACAACAGACCUCAGUCUGACACAAACCUCACACGGGUACGACCAGAAGGACCCGUUUCCUUGGAUAGUAUAAGAUGACCACUGUACCAAUGGAUGACGUUAACUGUUAAGUUUGAAUUUAAGUGAAAUUUAGAUAGGAACGACGUGAUUAUUAACUAUUCGACGUGUAGUUGAGCUAAAACGUUUUAUUUGUGAAAAAUUUUACUGUAUUAUUUCUGAUACAGAUCUUUUUCGAAAAACUGUAUAAAAAUGUAUGUUUCGGUCACUUUUAGUUUAAAACAAAAAGAAAAAUCGAAGCUUGAAAAAUCGAUUUAUAUAAAUUUGUUUAAAUACUGAGUGCUAUUCGAUUCUUUGUUAAAGUUACAAACAGUAAUCGGUUAUUGAGAAAUUGAAUUGCAUCUUCGAAAGGUAUCAUAUUAAAAAACUGUAGCUUCUCUUACUCUCUACAUUUUUUUCCAGUAUUAAAAGCUUCGUGCUCUCCAUAAAUGUUUCCCUAGUUAGCAGUAUUCUAUUCUAUCUUUCUUCUCCAGAAAGCUAAAAGUUUGUAAGACAGUUGAGAAUGGAUGCUGGCUUGAAUAUCUAAUCCACGAUAGCUCCAAAACUUCCGAAUAAUUUUCAAUAAGGCCUUCCUGGCUUGGUCGACUCAUUUCAUUAUCGGGAUCCAGUUGAUCAUUCUAGCCCGAUCAAAGAACAAUCUGACCCAAAAAAAAAAGGAAGGAUGUAAAUUUGGGAAUAGGCAUUUGAAAUUGUCUAUUAUAUAAGAAAAAGUUUACAAUUCUAUAUCCCCUCCAUUUUACAAAAAGGGUAAUACCUUUUCUCGGGGGUUAAAAAAUAUACAUUCAAAAUAAGCCCGGAAUUGGAUAAAAUGACUAAUUCUAAGCAACUUUUGUUUGAUAGAGUUUUUUCACUAAGUCAAUACUUUUCGAGUUAUUUGAGAAUGAAUAUGUUCAUUUUUAACAAAAAAAAAACAUGUUUUUGGACGGUUUUUCGCAAAUAACUCAUAAAGUAAGUAUUUUAUCGAAAAAAAUAUUCUUAGUAAAAAUAUUCUUAUAAAAUAUUCUUAUAAAAAAGUGAAAAAAAUGGUGUAUGCAUGAAAUAUGUGUACCCAGUAGAAGCGGAGUUGUAGCUAAUAAAAAGUAGGUUCUUAUUCGUCCAAUUCCAAAUCGAAUAUUUCAACGUGAAAUAACCAAAAAACGAAGCACUUUCCGGGGAAAACUCAUGAUAACUAUUUUAAAGUGUUUAAAAAAAGGUUUUUUUGUUUUUUUUUAACUUCUAACAUUAAAAGAUAGUGAGUUAUGCUCAAAAUAUUGUUGGUCGCUUUUAUUUCUUGGUAAAAAAAUCACGAAAAUCACCCCCUAAUUAGCAUCCCAAAUAAAAUUAAUCGUUACCGCUUCACAAAUUACUUUGCUUAUGUAUUCUUUAUAAGAUCUGUAAAUUUCAUUUGUUCAGUUUUAAAAAACAAAAAUAAAACAUUUUUCAAACAUUUUAAAAAAAUUGCAAUGAGUUUUCCCCGAAAUGUGCUCCGUUUUUUGGUUAUUUCACGUUGAAAUAUUCGAUUUGAAAUUUGACGAAGAAGAACCUACUUCUCAUUAGCAACAACUCUGCUUCAACUGGGUCAAUAGACUUCAUGCAUACACCAUUUAUUUCACUUUUUUAUAAGCUAUAUUUUCACUAAGAAUAUUUUUUUCGAUAAAAUACAUACUUUUUCAGUUAUUUGCAAAAAACCGUCCAAAAGCAUGUUUUUUUUGUUAAAAAUGAACAUAUUCACUCGCAAAUAACUCGAAAAGUAUUGACUUAGUGAAAAAACUUUAUAGAACAAAAGUUGCUUAGAAUUGGUCAUUUUAUGCAAUUCCGGACUUAUUUUGAAUGUAUAUUUUCACCCCCGAGAAGGGGUUAUUCCCCUCCAUUUUAUAAAAUGGAGGGGAUGUAGACUUGUAAACUUUUUCUUGUAUAAUAAUAGACAAUGUCAACUACCUAUUCCCAAAUGUUCAUCCUUCCUUUAUUUGUUUGGAGGUUUUCGUAAAGUUUUGUGUUCCUUGAUCGGGCUAUUCAGAAGACCAAUUAUUUUAAGUUGAAUUUCUUUUCCAGCUCCGUAUACGUAACGUAUAUGUAACUUUUGCAUUUACUUAAUUAUUUCUACCUCAUAAAUAUAGUUUUCGUAGUGUUUACCACUUUUUUUGAGAAGAGAGAAGACCUGUAUUUCGUUUUAUUUUUGAAGAUGUACUAUUGAUAUUGAGUAACAUUAAAGAUUGCUGCUGUUAAAGUAGAACCAGCAAUCUAAAAGACUCAUUCCUAAUAAAAAUAAACAAUUACUUGAGUAUGAGGUAUACUUUGAGUAAAAAGGAGGCCAUGUUUGUUUAUAACAUCUGGUCAACAAGUCAAUAUUUACAUACAUAUUUCUUUUUCUCGAUUUUGAACGUGGGCAAUGAUAUUUUUUCAGUUCUUAUUUUAUAUUUUCUUCAUAUUUGAUGUAAUUAAACGUACAAUGCAAUAGUAAAGAGAAAGUCUAGAUACUGCAUGACGCCAAACUGUCACAUUAGUCUCUCUCUUCGAUCCUGACCCCCCGGAGGGAUUGUAGUGGUAGGUCGACGUGAUGUCGUGUAUUGUCCGUCUCCAAAGAUCUCUGUCUCUGGUCAUUUCUUUUAACAAAUGCAUAGGUUUUUGCAUAUUCCUGUAAUUUUAUUGAUCCAUCUUGUUGGAGAUCUUCCUCGUGAUCUUCGGCUUUCCACCUUUCCUUGUAUAAUGAGUCCUUCCCAUGUUUUCUGUGUUUGCUCUCAUAACAUGUCCAAAGUAUUUUAAUUGUUGGAGAUGGACUUUACUGGAGAGUCUUUGGCUAACUUUUAGCUCUCUUAAAAUUGAAUUAUUGGUCCUACGGUUACGGUCGGUUCAAGGAAUUAGUAUCAUUCGUCUCCAACAGAACAUUUCAGUGGCAGGCAACUAUCGUUCUUCUUUUCGAAUUUCUUAGGGUCUAAGAUUCACAUCCGUAGGAUAGUAUUGGGAAUAUUAAGCAGUUGAUUAACCUCAUCUUUAACGCUCUUGAAAUUUGACAGUCUUUCCAUAUUGUGGUCAUUUUUCUGUGGCAACUUUUGCUAGAUCACAGUUUUAUUUCUUCUUGUAGUGACCCUGUGUUUGUGAUUAAUGAUCCCAGAUAUAAGUAUGAGCUCACAGCCUCAAACCGGUCAAUUGUGGUUAUGUGUGGAUGAUUGUUAUGUAGUCUAUCCAGUAUCAUGAUCUCUGUCUUUGAUAUGUUUAAUUGCAGAACAAAUAUUUGACUUUCUUUUCCGACUAGUCGUAUAAGAUCAAUCAGCUCUGCUUGACUAUUUACAAGAAGGGUUGUGUCUGCGAAACGUUGUUUAGUUUAUGGCCAUUUAUUGAGAUUCCCUUUUCCUAUCUUUCAAGUGCUCUUUUCAUAAUAUGUUGUACAAUUCGAUUUUUUACUUUAAUUGAUUUAUGUAAAUCGAUUGUUUGCCGAUAUUUCUUGAUGUGUCAUUUAAGCGAACCUAGAAAUAAAAUAAAACAUAAAUUCUUUUCGGUUGAUAUUUAAAAAAGAAUCCCAUUUUUCCUGGAUAGAACCAGUCGGCUCGAUACAAACAUUCGAUAUUAAAUAAACUAUUCGGGAAUUGAAGAAUAAUAUACUUAAAAAAAUUAUCGUAUAGUCCGCAUAUCAAGACAGUUAAGCGAGGAAUUUUUUUAUACUAAUAUAAUAUUGUGUUAUAUUUAUUUUACUCUUCUUUCUAUGUAACUUUUUAGGAUAUAUUGUGAUAGACUGUCUCUGUAGCUUUCUCCUCGUCAAAUUCCUCUUUUAACUGCGAGCUACUUAAAGAAAAUUAUGUAAAUAAAAGGACCUAAAAUAUUUUUGUAAUGUUAGUGAAAUAUUCGAAAAACAGGGUCCGUAUAUUCAACCCUCUGUAUUUAUUAUGUCUUUUUUAUGUUCUAUGAAGGGUUGAAUAUGCCAAACCGUUUAUUAUAAGUAAUUGUUUUGGGAACCGAUACUCUGAAUCUCUAUAAAAAUUAGAACGGUAUUUUAACAAGGGAUCCAGACGUUCGGUUCUUGCUAAAUAUUUCGUAUUUUUUUAAAUAGGUAAAUAGGGUUCUCACAUAGCAUCAUUGCCAUUUUUGUAUUACUUUUACACCCAACAUAAUGUAGAAAUAAGAUUUUUUAUAUCUAUACUUUAUUUUGAGCUUAAGUUUCGUCGUUAUCUUUAUUACCAAAUCUGAUAAAUAACUUUGUGGUAUAACUGAACUUUUUCCUAAUAAUUGCGAACCCUAGAGAAACAGAUCGCUCAACUUAUCUCUUACCCUCCCCUCUUUCUAUAUCUCGUUCAUGUGUUCGUUUCAUCAUUCAUGUAUUUUGCUCUAUUCCUUUCUCUUUCUUAUAAACCGUCUACAAUUUUUAAUACCUGUAGGUACGUGCUUAUAUUAAUAUUACAUGAUCUGAGCCUUUGUCUUUUUAGUUCUCUAUCUCCCUCAUCUUCACUAUUUUUUAUUCGUUAUUCUCCCAUCUUCUGAGUGUUAUAUAUCUAAUGUUACUAUUUGAUUUUUCUGUUUACUAUUUUAUUUCUUGAUACACACAUCAAAGUGGUCUAGGUCUAGGGGACACAGUGAUCAAAAAAUAAUUAAAUGGUAAUUUGAUAAUUUAUUUGGAAAAUAUGGCAAUGCAACAAAUCUGGAUGCUGCUUAACGAUAAAUUGUGAAUAACACAACAACCGAUCGAUGUAUACAGGGGGUUUAAAAAAUUGAAAAAAAUAAUUAAACAAAAAUUCUCAACUAAAAUUUAAAAAUAAAGUCGUAGGCUCUUGUUAGUACAGUGUAUGAUCACCGCUAUAAACAGCUUCAAAACCAAAUAAGAAGAAAAAUAAGGGAGGCUAAAAAAACCUACUUCUCUGAAAAAUGUAAAGAAAUAGAACUGCAAAACAAAUAUGACAACUUCGACCUACAUAAAAAAGUCAAAGAACUAGCCAGAAUAGGAAAUAGAAGAACCUCAAAUAUAUUGCUCGACAAAAAUGGAAAUAUUAUAAUGGAGACAGAACGAAAACUACGACGAUGGAAAGAGUACAUCGAGGAACUAUUUCAUGACUAGAGAGAAGCUAGUACAUCCGUAGAUAGCCAAACCCGAGAUGUGGGCCCAGAGAUAACCAAAUCAGAGGUUAGUCAGGCAAUAGACUCUAUGAAAACCAAUAAAUCUGCUAGUCCAGAUGAAUUACCUAGCGAUCUGAUAAAGUUGGUCAACGAGAAAAACCUGGACAUAAUAGUAGAAGAACUGUGCAACGCUAUCUAUACUACGGGAAUGAUUCCUAGAGAAGUGUUGACAUCAGCAUUUGUGUGUUUGCCAAAGGAAGUGAAUGGCAAAGAAUGCAGUGACUAUCGAACCAUAAGCUUAAUGUCACAUACCUUGAAAAUUCUGCUGAAAAUUAUCCACGCCAGAAUACACUCUAAACUGAAGCUGGAUAUUAGUGUCACUCAAUAUGGGUUCCGCAAUGGUAUGGGUACCAGAGAGGCAUUAUUCUCCUUCAACGUGCUGACACAGAGAUGUUUGGAUGUUAACCGUCCUCUUUACGUCUGUUUUAUGGACUACAAUAAAGCGUUUGAUAAAGUAAAACAUGAUCGACUCAUGGAAAUUCUGAAAACUAAAAACCUAGAAGAAAGAGAUUUAAGACUAAUAACACACCUCUAUUACAAUCAGCGAGCAAUAGUAAGAAUUGAAAAAGAAACAUCUGAAGAAAUGGAAAUAAAGAGAGGAGUCCGGCAAGGCUGCAUACUAUCACCUCUAUUAUUUAACGCUUAUUCUGAAGAGGUAGGUAAUGCGAGAAAUUCUGGAAGAUGAAACAGUCGGCAUAAGAGUAAAUGGAGUCUUAGUUAACAACAUCAGAUAUGCAGAUGAUACAGUAAUAAUAGCCGAUAGUUUACAAGACCUGCAAAGACUCAUGAGUAAAAUAGUAAGGUGUAGUAGGGAGUAGGGACUCUCUCUCAAUAUCAAAAAGACGAAGUUUAGGAAAAUUAGUAAAAACAAACAUAAUACUAACGAAAUCUUAAUAGUAGAUGGCCAGCAGAUCAAAAGAGUAAAAAAGUACACUUACCUUGGAACACUUAUGAUAGAAAAUAAUGUCUAAACUGCAGAAAUAAAAGUCAAAAAGCACGUUCUGAUUUUAUGAAAAUAAAAAAGAUCCUAUGUAGCAAAGAUUUAACAUUAGCUCUUAAAGUACGCCUAACAAAAUGUUACGUAUACAGUGUACUAUACUAUGGAGUGGAAUCAUGGACGUUAAAUGUAGAGACAAUGAGACGACUUAACGCCUUUGAAAUGUGGACCUAUAGAAGAACUAUGAGGGUUUCCUGGGUAGAUAGAGUUACGAACAACGAAGUACUAAGAAGAAUAGGUAAAGAGAAGGAAGUUGAACUUACAAUUAAAGAAAGAAAA